Molecule: messenger RNA, 11416 nt
Organism: Porites evermanni
Lineage: Eukaryota; Metazoa; Cnidaria; Anthozoa; Scleractinia; Poritidae
Source: the annotation of a GenBank genome assembly
GACAAUAGUGAAAACAGUGAUAAUGGUGACAACAGUGAGAACAGUCACAACGGUGACAACAGUGACAUUAGUGACAACGGUGACAACAGUGGCAACAGUGAAAACGGUGACAACUGUGACAACAGUGACAACAGUGACAAAGGAGACAACGGUGACAACAGUGACAUCAGUGACAAAGGUGACAACAGUGACACGAGUGACAAUGGUGACAACAGUGACAUCAGUGACAACAGUGACAACGGUGAUAACAGUGACAACAGUGACAACAUUGAAAACGGUGAUGACAGUGACAACAGGGACAACAGUGACAACGGUAACAACACUGACAACGGUGACAAUGCUGACAAUGGUAACAAAAGUGACAAUGGUGACAGUGGUAACAACAGUGACAACAGUGACAACAGUGGCAACAGUGACAAUAGUGACAACAUUGACAACAGUGACAAUAGUGACAACAGUGACAACAGUGACAAUAGUGCCAACAGUGGCAACAGUGACAACAGUGACAACAGUGACAACGGUGACAACAGUGAGAAUGGUGACAACAGUGACAACAGUGACAACGGUGACAACAGUGAAACUGGUGACAACACUGGCAACGGUGACAACGGUGACAACUGUAACAACAGGGACAACAGUGAGAAAAGUGAAAAAUGAGACAAUGGUUACAACACUGACAUCACCGACAACACCAACAACACUGAUAAUGGUGACAACAGUAACAACAGUAAACAAGAGUGACAAGAGUGACAACGGCGACAACAGUGACGACAGUGACAACAGCAAGAACGGUGACAACGGUGAAAACAGUGAAAAACGGUGACAACAGUGACCACCCCGACAACACUGAAAACACCGACAACGCUGACAAUAGUGACAACUGUGAGAACAGUGACAACUGUGACAACAGUGAAAACAGUGACAAUGGUGACAGCAAUGACAACAGUUACAGCAGUGACAACAGCGACAAUGGUGCUACAAUGACAACACGACAACUGUUUAAGAGGGACAACAAUGAAACUGGUGAAAAGAGUGAAAACGGUGACGACGAUGCAACAAUGACAACGGUGACAACAGUGACAACAGUGACAACAGGGAGAACAGUCACAACAGCGAAAACAGUGACAACGGUGACAACAGUGACAAUGGUGACGAUAGCGACAACAUUGACAAUGGUGACAACAGUGAAACUGGUGACAACACUGACAAUGGUGACAACGGUGACAACUGUAACAACAGGGACAACAGUGACAAUAGUGAAAACAGUGACAAUGGUUACAACACUGACAUCAAAAACAACACUGACAACACUGAUAACGGUGACAACAGUAACAAUAGUGACAACAUCAAAACUGGUGACAACACUGUCAACGGUGACAACAGUGACAGCAGUGACAACAGUGACAACAGUGACAACAGUGACAACGUGACAACUGUGACCACGGUAAAAACGGUGUCAACAGUGACAACAGUGACAACUGCGACAACAGUGAGAGCGAUGACAACGGUGACAAUGGUGAUAACCGUGACAACAGUAACAACGGUGAAAACAGUGACAACGGUAACAACAGUGACAACAGUAAAAACAGUGACAACAGUGACAAUGGUGACGACAGUGACAACAGUGACAAUGGUGACAACAGUGAAACUGGUGACAACACUGACAAUGGUGACAACGGUGACAACUGUAACAACAGGGACAACAGUGACAACAGUGAAAAGAGUGACAAUGGUUACAACACUGACAUCAAAAACAACACUGACAACACUGAUAACGGUGACAACAGUAACAACAGUGACAAGAGUGACAACAUCAAAACUGGUGACAACACUGUCAACGGUGACAACAGUGACAGCAGUGACAACAGUGACAACAGUGACAACAGUGACAACGUGACAACUGUGACCACGGUGAAAACGGUGUCAACAGUGACAACAGUGACAACUGCGACAACAGUGACAGCGAUGACAACGGUGAGAAUGGUGAUAACCGUGACAACAGUAACAACGGUGAGAACAGUGUCAACGCUGACAACAGUAACAAUGGUGAGAACGGUGACAAGAGUGACAUCAGUGACAACAGUGACCACAAUGACAACAGAGACAACAGUGACAACAGUAACAAUGGUGACAACGGUCAUAACAUUCACAUCAGUGACAACGGUGACAACAGUGAAAACGGUGAGAACCAUGACAACAGUGAGAACGGUGAAAACGGUCACAAUAUUGACAUCAGUGACAACUGUGACAAAAGUGACAACGGUGACAACAGUGACAAAAGUUGAAAACUGUGGCAACAGUGACAACGGUGACAACAGUGUAGACGGUAAGAACACUGACAACAGUGACAACAGAGACAACAGUGACAACUGUGACAACUGUGAAAACGGUGUCAACAGUAACAACAGUGACAACUGUGACAACAGUGACAAUGGUGACAACAGUGAAAACGGUAACAACCGUGAGACCAGUGACAAUGGUGACAGUAGUAUUAACGGUGACAACAGUGUCAACGGUGACAACAGUAACACCGGUGACACCAGUGGUAACAGUGACAACAGUGAGAACAGGAACAAGUGACAACAUUGACAACAGUGACAACAGUGAGAUCAGUGACAAUGGUGACCACGGUGACAACGGUGACAACAGUGACCACAGUGACCACAGUGACCACAAAGACAACAGUGACAAAGGUGACAACGGUGACAACGGUGACAACGGUGAUAUCAGUGACAACACUGACAAAGGUGACAACAGUGACAACGGUAACAACACUGACAACAGUAAAAACAGUGACAACACUAACAGUGGUUACAACAGUGACAACAGUGGCUACAGUGACAAUUGUGACAAUGGUGACAACAGUGACAACAGUGACAACGGUGACAACAGUGACAACAGUGACAACUGGAAUACAGUCACAACGGUGACAACUGGGACAACAGUGAGAACAGUCACAACACUGAAACCAGUGACAACAGUGACAACAGUGACAAAAGUGACGAUAGUGACAAUAGUAACAAUGGUGACUAACGUAAAACUUGUAAAAACACCAACACAGUGACACGGUGACAACUGUGAAAUCAGUGACAACGGUGACAACAGUGAAAACAGUGACAACGGUGAAAGCAGUGACAAUGGUGAUGACAGUGACAACAGUGACAAUGGUGACAACAAUAAAACUGGUGACAACACUGACAACGGUGACAACCUUGACAACUGUAACAACAGGGACAACAGUGACAACAGUGAAAACAGUGACAAUGAUUACAACACUGACAUCACCGACAACACCGACGACACUGAUAACGGUGACCACAGUAACAACAGUAACAAGGGUGAAAACAUGAAAACUAGUGAUGACACUGUCAACGGUGACAACGGUGACAACAUUAACAACAGGGACAACAGUGACAAGAGUAAAAUCAGUGACAAUGGUUACAACACUGACAUCACCGAUAACAAAAACAACACUGACAAGGGUGACAACAGUAACAACAGUGACAACCGUGACAACAGUGACAACGGUGACAACAGUAGCAAAAGUGACAACACUGACAACGGUGACAAGGGUGAAAACAGUCAAAAAUGGUGAAAACAGUGACAACCCGGACAACACUGAAAACACUGACAACGCUGACAAUAGUGAAGACUCUGACAACAGUGACAACAGUGACAGCAGUGACAAUGGUACUACAAUCACAACUGCGACAACGUUCCAACAGUGGCAACGGUGACACCUGUAAAAAGAGUGAAAACGGUGACAAUGAUGCAACGGUGACAACGGUGACAACGGUUACAACGGUGACAACAGUAAAAACACCAACAACGGUGACAACAGCAACAAUGGUAACAACAGAGACAACAGUGAUGACAGUGACAACAGUGAUAACAGUGACAGCAGUAAAAACACCGACAAUGGCGAUAAUGGUGACAAAAAUGACAACUGUGACAACGGUGACAACAGUGACAACAGUGACAAUAGUGAAAACAGUGAUAAUGGUGACAACAAUGACAACGGUGACAACGGUGACAACAGUGACAUUACUGACAACGGUGACAACAGUGGCAACAGUGAAAACGGUGACAACUGUGACAGCAGUGACAACAGUGACAAAGGAGACAACGGUGACAACAGUGACAUCAGUGACAAAGGUGACAACAGUGACACGAGUUACAAUGGUGACAACAGUGACAUCAGGGACAACAGUGACAAUUGUGACAACAGUGACAACACUGACAACGGUGGUAACAGUGACAACAGUGACAACAGUGACAACAGUGACAAUAGUGACAACAGUGGCAACAGUGACAACAGUGACAACAGUGAAAACGGUGACAACAGUGAGAAUGGUGACGACAGUGACAACAGUGACAACGGUGACAACAGUGAAACUGGUGACAACACUGGCAACGGUGACAACAGUGAGAACUGUAACAACAGGGACAACAGUGAAAGUGGUGACAACAGUAACAACAGUGUCAACAGUGAAAGUGGUGACAACAGUGACAAUAGUGAAAACAGUGACAACGGUGACAACACUGACAACGGUGACAACGGGAACAACUGUGACAAAAGUAACAACAGUGACAACAGUUACAACCGUCACAAUGGUGACAACAGUGAAAACAGUGACAAAAGUUGUAACAGCGACAAUAGUGACAACGGUGGCAACAGUGACAACAGUGACAACGGUGAAAAAGGUGACAAUGGUUACAACACUGACAUCACCGACAACACCGACAACACUGAUAAUGGUGACAACAGUAACAAUAGUAGACAAGAGUGACAACAGUGACAACGGCAACAACAGUGACGACAAUGACAACACCAACAACGGUGACAACGGUGAAAACAGUAAAGAACGGUGACAACAGUGACCACCCCGACAACAAUGAAAACACUGACAACCCUGACAAUAGUGACAACUGUGACAACAGUGACAACUGUGACAACAGUGACAACAGUGACAAUGGUGACAACAAUGACAACAGUUACAACGGUGACAACAGUGACAACAUUGACAACAGUGACAACAGUGACACCAGUGACAAUGGUGAUAACACUGACAACUGUGAGAGCAGUGACAACAGCGACAAUAGUGCUACAAUGACAACACGACAACGGUUUAACAGUGACAACGGUGAAACUGGUGAAAAGAGUGAAAACGGUGACGACGAUGCAACAAUGACAAAAGUGACAACGGUGACAAUGGUGACAACAGUGACAACAGUGACAACAGUGACAACAAGUACAAGAGUGACAAUAGUGACAAAGGUGUCAACGGUUACAAAGGUGACAACGGUGACAACGGUGACAACGGUGACAACAGUAACAACAGUGACAACAGUGACAACAGUGAAAACGGUAAAAACGGUAAAAACGAGACAACAGUGUCAACGGUAACAACAUUGACAUCGGUGACAACAGUAACAACGGUGACAAAAGUGACUACAUUGACAACGGUAAAAACAGUGACAACAGUAACAACAGUGACAACGGUGCUAAUGAUGACAACAGUGACAAAGAGGACAAUGGUGACAACAGUGACAACGAUGACAAUGGUGACAACAGUGACAAUAGUGACAACGGUGAAAUUGGUGAAAACGGACACUAUGGUGACAACAGUAACAACAGUGUCAACAGUGAAAGUGGUGACAACAGUGACAAUAGUGAAAACAGUGACAACGGUGACAACACUGACAACGGUGACAACGGGAACAACUGUGACAAAAGUAACAACAGUGACAACAGUUACAACCGUGACAAUGGUGACAACAGUGAAAACAGUGACAAAAGUUGUAACAGCGACAAUAGUGACAACGGUGGCAACAGUGACAACAGUGACAACGGUAACAACACUGACAACGGUGACAACGGUGACAACGGUAACAACAGUGACAACAGUAGCAACAGUUACAACGGUGACAGUGGUGACAACAAUUACAACAGUGACAACAGUGGCAACAGUGUGAAUAGUGAGAACGGUGACAACAGUGACAACAGUAACUAUGGUUAUACUGUUGUCACUUUAUUCACUGUUGUCACCGUUGUCACUGGUGUCACUGUUGCCACAGUUGUCACAGUUGUCACUGUUGCCACAGUUGUCACUGUUCUCACUGUUUACACCGUUGUCACCGUUGUCACCAUUGUCAGCGUUAUCACCUUUCUCACCAUUGUUACUCUUUUCACCGUUGUCAAUGUCAUUACCGUUGUAACUGUUGUUACCGUUAGCACCGUUGUCACUGUUGUCACUGUUCUCACUGUUUUCACCGAUGUCAAUGUUGUCACCGUUGUUACUGUUGUCACCAAUGUCAAUGUUAUUACCGUUGACACUGUUGUCUCUUUUUCACAGUUGUCACUGUUGUCACUGUCGUCAACAAUGCCUUAGUUGUCACUGUUGUCACUGUUGUCACCGUUGUCACCAUUGUCACCAUGGUCACUGUUGUCACCAUUGUAACCGUUGACACCUUUGUCACAAUUGUCACUGACACCAAGACAUCAGUGACAACUGUGACAACAGUGACAACGGUGACAACCGUGACAACAGUGACAACCAUGAACACAGUGUCAACGGUGACAACAGUGACAACUCUGACAGCGGUGACAAAAGUGACAAGUGUGAAAACCGUAAAAACGGUGUCAACAGUGACAACAAAGACAACUGUGACAACAGUGACAACGGUGACAACGGUGACAACAGUGACAAUUGUGACAACGGUGAAAACGGUGUCAACAGUGACAACAGUCACAACUAUGACAACACUGGCAACGGUGACAACUUGACAACGGUGACAACGGUGAAAACAGUGUCAAUGGUGACAUCCGUGAGAACAGUAACAAUGGGGACAAUAGUGUCAACCCUGACAACGGUUACAACGGUGACAAUGGUGACAAUGGUGACAACAUUGACAUCAGUGACAACGGUGACAGAGGUGACAAUAGUAACAAAAGUGACAACAGUGACAAUGGUGACUACAGUGGCAACCGUGAGAACAUUGAUAAACGGUGAACAUGGUGAAAACGGUGACAACGGUGACAACAGUGACAACAGUGACAACACUGACAACGGUGACAACAGUGACAACUGUGACAACUGUGACAACGGUGACAACGGUGACAACGUUGACAACUAUGACAGCAGUGACAACAGUGACAACAGUGACAACAGUGAUAACGGUAACAACACUGACAACAGUUACAAAAGCGACAACAGUGAAAGCAGUGACAAUGGUACUACAAUGACAACUGCGACAACGCUCCAACAGUGACAACAGUGACAACAGUGACAACAGCGACAACGGUGUUACAGUGACAAUGGUUACAACAGUGAACGCAGUGUCAACAGUGACAACAGUGGCAAAAGUGACAAUAGUGACAACGGUGACAACAGUGACAAGGGUGACAAUGGUGACAAUAGUGACAAUGGUGAAAUUGGUUAAAACGGAGACAAUGGUGACAACGGGAACAACAGUGACAAGAGUAACAACACUGACAAUGGUGACAGUGGUGACAACAGUGACAACAGUGAUAGCAGUGACAACAGUGGCAACAGUGACAAUAGUGACAAAGGUGUCAACCGUGACAAUGGUGACUAUGGUGACAACCGUGACAACGGUGAAAACGGUGACAACAGUAACAACAGUGACAAGGAAGGCACCGUUGACAACAGUGACAAUGGUGACAACGGUGAAAAAAGAGACAACAGUGUCCUCAGUAACAACAUUGACAACGGUGACAACAGUAACAACGGUGACAACGGUGACAACAUUGACAAAAGUAAAAACAGAGACAACAGUGACAACGGUGCUAACGGUAACAACAUUUACAGCGGUAAUGCCAAUGACAACGGUGAGAAGACUAACAAUGGUGACAACGGUGACGACACUGCCAACAGUGACAAUGGUGUCAACGGUCCAACAGUGACAAUGGUGACAACAGUGACAACAGUGUCAAGAGUGACAACAGUGACAAUAGUGACAACACUGACAACAGUGAAAACGGUGAAAACGGUGAAAACGGUAACAACGGUGACAACACUGACAACACUGACAACAGUGACUACAGUGACAACGGUGAGAACACUGACAACGGUGACAAUGGUAACAACGGUAAAACAGUGCCAACAAUGACAACUGUGACAAAAAUAACAACAGUGACAACAGUGACAACAGUGACAACGGUGAAAACAGUGACAACAGUGACAACACCGACAAUGGUGACAACAGUGACAAUGGUGACAACAGUGAAAACGGUGACAACAGUGACAACAUUGGCAACGGUGACAACUGUGAAAAACGGUGCCAACAGUGACAACCCCGACAACACUGAAAACACCGACAACGGUGAGAACGGUGACAAUAGUGACAACUGUGCCAACAUUGACAACGGUUAAAACAGUGACAACAGCGAAAUCGGAGACAACAAUGUCAACAGUGACAACGAUGACAACAGUGACAACACUGGCAACGGUGACAACAAUGACACAAGUGAACACAGUGACAAAAGUGACAAUGGUGCUACGGUGAAAAAAGUAACAACGGUCGAACAGUGACAACGUGGACACCAGUGAAAAGAGUGACAAUAGUGACAACGGUGAAAUUGGUGAAAACAAAGUGAACGAUGGCAACGGCGAAAACAGUGAAAACAGUGACAAUAAAGACAACGGUGUCAACGGCGAAACCGGUGACAACAGUAACAACGGUGACAACAGUGACAACACUGAAAACGAAGGCAACGUUGACAACAGUGACAACGGUGAAAAAAGAGGUAGCAGUGACAACGGUAACAACAUUGACAACGGUGACAACGGUGACGACGGUGACGACGGAGACAAGAGUAAUAAUGGUGACAACGGUGACAACAGAUAACAGUCCAACAGUGACAAUGGUGACAAUGGUGACAACGGUGUCAACAGUGACAACAGUGAAACAGUGACAACACUGAAAACGGUGACAACGGUGAGAACGGUGACAACAGUGACAACGGUAGCACAAUUGACAAAAGUGACAACAGUGACAACGGUAAAUACACUAACAACGGUGACAACGGUGAGAAAGGUGAGAAGAGUGACAAAAGUGACAACAGUGACAACGGUCACAACACUGACAACAGUGACAACGGUGACAAAAGUGACAACGGUGACAACAGUGACAACAGUGACACAGGGGACUACCGUGACAACGGUGGCAAUAGUGACAACGGUGACAAUGUUGACAACAGUGACAAAAGUGACAACGGUGACAACAGUGACAACGGCGACAACACUGACAACAGUGGCACCGGUGACAACCAUGAGAACUGUAACAACAAAAGUGGCAACAGUGAAAACAGUGACAACCGUGACAACAGCGACAACGGUGACAACAGUGACAACGGUGACAACACUGACAACGGUGACAACACUGACAACAGUGACAACGGUGACAACAGUGACAAAAGUGACAACAGUGACAACAGUGACAACAGUGACAACUGGACAACAGUGACAACGGUGACAAUGGUGACAACAGUGACAACAGUGACAACAGUGAGAACGGUUGCAACAGUGACAACAGUGAAAACGGUGACAACAAUGACAACUGUGACAAAAGUGACAACGGUGACAAUGGUGACAAUAGUGACAACAGUGACAACAGUGACAACAAGUGCAAGAGUGAGAAUAGUGACAAAGGUGUCAAUGGUUACAAUGGUGACAACGGUGACAAUUGUAACAACAGUGACAACAGUGACAACGGUGACAACGGUGAAAACGAGACAACAGUGUCAACGGUAACAACAUUGACGUUGGUGACAACAGUAACAACGGUGAGAACAGUGAAAACAUUGACAACGGUAAAAACAGUGACAACAGUAACAACAGUGACAACGGUGCUAAUGGUAACAACAGUUACAAUGGUAAUGACAUUGACAACGGUGAGAAGAGUAACAAUGGUGACAACGGUUAUGACGCUGACAACGUUGACUAUGGUGACAACAGAGACAAUGGUGUCAACAGUGACAACAGUGAGAACUGUGACAACAUUGACAACGGUGACAAUAGUGACAACAGUGACAACAGUAACAACUGUGAAAACGGUGACGACAGUGACAACUGUGACAACAGUGACAACAGUGACAAUAGUGACAACACUGACAAUGGUGACAAAAGUGACAACGGUGUCAACAGCGACAACGGCGAAUACAGUGACGACAGUGAGAACACCAACAACGGUGACAACGGUAAAAACAGUGAAAAACGGUGACAACACUGACCACCCUGACAACACUGAAAACACUGACAACGCUGACAACAGUGACAACUGUGACAACAGUGAAAACUUUUAAAACAGUGACAACGGUGAAAAUGGUGACAACAAUGACAACGGUGACAACGGUAACAACAGUGACAACAGUGACAACAGUGACAUCAGUGACACCAGUGACAAUGGUGAUAACAAUGACAACAGUGACAACAGCGACAAUGGUGCUACAAUGACAACACAACAACGGUCCAACAAUGACAACGGUGAAAGCGGCGAAGAGAGGGAAACGGUGACAACGAUGCAACAAUGACAACGGUGAAAACGGUUACAAAGGUGACAACAGGGACAACAGUGAUAACGGUGACAACAGUGACAACGGUGACAACAUUGACAUCAGUGACAAUGGUAACAACAGUGAAAACGGUGACAACCGUGACAACAGUGAGAACGGUGACUAUAGUGACAAUAUUGACAUCAGUGACAACUGUGACAACAGUGACAACGGUGACAACGGUGACAACAGUGACAAAGUUGAAAACCGUGGCAACAGUGACAACGGUGACAGCAGUGUAGACGGUGACAACACUGACAACAGUGACAACAGAGACAACAGUGACAACUGUGACACCGGUGAAAAAGGUGUCAACAGUAACAACAGUGACAACUGUGACAACAGUGACAACGGUGACAACAGUGAAAACGGUAACAACCGUGAGACCAGUGACAACGAUGACAGUAGUGUAAACGGUGACAAUGGUGUCAACGGUGACAACAGUAACACCGGUGACACCAGUGGGAACAGUGACAACAGUGACGAAAGGAAAAAGCGACAACAUUGACAACAUUGACAACAGUAAGAUCAGUGACAAUGGUGACCACGGUGACAACGGUGACCACGGUGACCACGGUGACCACAGUGACAACAGUGACAAAGGUGACAACGGUGACAACAUCGACAACGGUUACGACAGUGAGAACGGUGACAACGGUGACAUUAGUGACAACACUGACAUAGGUGAAAACGGUAACAACACUAACAAAAGUAACAACAGUGACAGUGGUGACAACAGUGACAACAGAGACAACAGUGGCAACAGUGACAAUUGUGACAACGGUGACAACAGUGACAAGAGUGACAACAGUGACAACAGUGACAACUGGACAACAGUGA